UUUGUUUUGACUUAUAAAUUAUUUUUCUAAAAAGUAGCUUAUAGAAAAGUAAUUUUGAUAUUUUGCAAAAUAAGUACGCAGAUGCAAAUGUUCUUGCAGUUGAAUCAGCAGCAAAAUAGUCUCCAAUGGCAGUCAACCCCCUUUUGGCCCUUCUCUCAGGACACAAAUCUAGUGUAAAUGAAUUAAUUUGAAUAAACUUUUGAGUUAAAAUUUAAAAUGGCGUCGGCGUGGGAGCAUUUCGGGGAGGUUGCAAAUGUUGUACAGUUGACUGGGCUAAAUGCAGUAGCCCUAGUAUCAUUGAUUGUGAAGGCAGCAAACAGAGCCCGGAUGCACAAGCAGAAUUGCCAAAAAUUUGCGCUGCAUGUGAAAAUGAUUGGGAAUUUGCUGGAGCAGCUUAAGAUUUCUGAGCUUAAAAAAUACCCAGAAACAAGGGAGCCAUUGGAGAUGCUUGAGGAUGCACUGAGGAGAGCUUACGUGCUUGUAAAUAGUUGUCAAGAAAGAAGCUAUCUGUAUCUGAUUGCAAUGGGUUGGAAUAUUGUGUACCAAUUCAGGAGAGCCCAAGAAGAGAUUGAUCGGUAUUUGAGGAUAAUUCCCCUCAUUGCACUCCUUGAUAAUGCCCGGGUUAAGGAAAGGCUUGAAGAAAUUCAGAAAGAUCAACGUGAAUACACAUAUGAUGAAGAAGACAGAAAAGUGCAAAAUGCUAUUUUGAACCCACAACCUUCAGAAGAUGACACAAUAAUAUUGAAGAAAAGUCUGUCCUGUACUUAUCCAAAAUUACCUUUUGAUACAGCACUUCGCAAGGAAAAUGAAAAGCUCAAGCUAGAGCUACAACGAUCACAGGCUCAUUUGGAUGUGGCUCAAUGCGAAGUAAUUCAACAGUUGAUUGAAGUUACAGAAAAAACAGCAGAUCCCCCAUCAGAGUAUGCUUCACCAGUUAAAAGUUCCCAGAAAUUGGAGUUGGGUAAGGCAAAGAAACCUUUUGAGAAGAACACUGAAAAGGUUCAUCGUCAAACUAGCUCAAGGAGGGGGGCGUCAACUGUGGAAUCAAAUUUGCAAGAGGAAUGGCAUGCAGAUCUGCUCGGCUGUUGUGCUGAACCUUACUUGUGUGUGAAGACCUUCCUUUGCCCUUGUAAAGCAUUUUCUAAAAUUUCAUCAGUUGCAACUGGAAAGCAAAUGUCAUCGGCUGAAGUUUGUAAUGAAAUAAUGGCCUAUUCCCUGAUACUGGCAUGUUGUUGCUAUACUUGCUGUGUCAGAAGAAAACUCCGCCGGACAUUUAACAUCAAGGGUGGCCUAUUUGACGAUUUCUUGUCACAUUUCAUGUGCUGCUGCUGUGCACUAGUUCAAGAAUUGCGUGAAGUUGAGAUUCGUGGAGCCUACGGAACACAGAACACGAGAACCAGCCCCCCUCCUUGUCAACACAUGGAGUCUUAAUCAAAUGCUGAACCUGAUGCGCACUGUUUAUAUACUAGUUCAUUAGUAUUGACUGUCAGCUUUAUUUUACAGUCUAAGCUUAACCUCUCUAGAUUAAGCUGGCGAUCAGAAGAUGUACAGAAUUUACUUGGGCUCUUUUAUGUUACAUGGUUUUCAUUCA
Messenger RNA from Olea europaea var. sylvestris, 1591 nucleotides. Its product is annotated as protein MID1-COMPLEMENTING ACTIVITY 1-like. Gene Ontology annotation, biological process: cell surface receptor signaling pathway. NCBI's taxonomy places the organism in Eukaryota, Viridiplantae, Streptophyta, Magnoliopsida, Lamiales, Oleaceae. The record is from RefSeq and is a predicted model, not a curated record. The transcript is spliced from 7 exons. The coding region runs from base 217 to 1431 and encodes 404 amino acids.